Molecule: messenger RNA, 639 nt
Organism: Polypterus senegalus (gray bichir)
Lineage: Eukaryota; Metazoa; Chordata; Cladistia; Polypteriformes; Polypteridae
Gene: crhb
Product: corticotropin releasing hormone b
Exons: 2
Coding region: 107-583 (158 amino acids)
Cellular component (GO): extracellular region
Molecular function (GO): hormone activity
Source: RefSeq, a predicted model, not a curated record
CCUAGAAGCAAAUCAAGCAGGAGGACACUGCUCUUUUAUUGUUCUGCCCUUUCCACUGAGACAUUUACCAACUUACUCUGCCUAAGGUUCUUGGAGGAUUUUUGACAUGAAGCUGCAUUUGCUCGUUUGCACCGCUGCCCUCCUAGUUGCGUUUCUACCACGUCGUCAAUGUCGACCAGCCGAGAGUGGCGGAGCAGCUCAGACCGGCGUCGAUCCUCAAACAGAUCUCCAGCAGCAGUCUCUUCCAGUACUGGUGCGAAUGGGCGAGGAGUACUUCAUUCGACUUGGAAAUUCACCUCUGUCCUUAUCAAAUGUGCCUCCCGACACGCUGUCCAGAGCUCUUCAGGUUCAACUUACUCAGCGGCUUUUACAAGGUAAAGUUGACAACGUCAGCCGGCUGGUGAAACACUAUGCUGACCAGACUGACGGCUCAAUACAGAAGGGGAAGCGUUCCGAGGAGCCCCCCAUUUCACUGGACCUGACCUUCCAUCUCCUCCGAGAGGUUCUGGAAAUGGCUCGAGCUGAGCAACUGGCCCAACAGGCGCACAACAACAGGAAAAUGAUGGAGGUCAUCGGAAAGUGAUCUUCCGCCAAACCCGAGUGAAGGCUAACCUAAAACACGCAGUAUUAUGUAUCAUA